AGAGAUGAUUUUUCCGAUAAUUCAUCAGUAAGAACUUUCUAUUUCCGGGUGAACUCACGGCCCCGAAGUUUUUGAGCCGGUUGUAGGCUGUAGAUGAGGGAGAGCGUUGCCGUUUAGAGCACUGUUGCUAGAGCUGAUACACAGGGAGGGGAAUAGGAGGCGGACGGAAAAAAAUAAGAGCAGCUAAGUAGUGCGUGUCCGUGGUGUGCACCUUCUGAAAAACAGGAAGCGACGCCUAUCUGCCCACCUGCGCUAGGCAUUGUCCUGCGUGGAAGACACGGGGCUUACGGACUCUGAAGCGUAACUCAGAUUUGAAACCAAACUCUUCAGUGUUCUGGAUCCUUUUGAGCAGGAAAACGAGACUAUUUUCCCGAACGUAUGUUCAGUAUUCUACAAUUGAAAGCAGAAGAGUACCCCAAGAUGCAGUGUCCCUUCAGCACCCCAGACUCUCCCAGCAUGCAGCAGAGCCACGGGAAAUAAGAGACUCCAGGAGAGAACAAGUAAGCUCCUUCUGGUCAGGCUGGCUGGCUCUUCCUGCCAUGCCUCCCGCCAUGACCGACCUCCUGGACAUGUGGGCGGCCCACUCCCAGCUGGCGUCGUCCGGAGAGGACCUGGUCACUGUCGACUUCCUGCUGCCCACCGGCAUCUACAUCCAGAUGGGGGUGCCACGCGAGGCCACCAUUCAACACAUCAAACUGCUCCUAUGGAAGCAGGCCCAGACCUACCCCCUGUUCCCGUCGCUGGGGGAGAUGGAGGGCCACAUGUUCGAGUGCGUCAACCAGGCGGCGGUGCAUGAGGAGCUGGAGGACGAGAGCCGGCGGCUGUGCGACGUGCGGCCCUUCCUGCCCGUGCUGCGGCUGGUGACGCGCAGCUGCGGCCGCGCCGAGCGCCUGCUGGACUCCAAGAUCGGCGUGCUCAUCGGCAAGGGCCUCCACGAGCUGGACGCCCUGCAGGACCAGGAGGUGAAGGACUUCCGCAGCAAGAUGUUCCGCAUCAGCGAGGAGAAGAUGCAGCAGGUGCAGAUGAUGACCUGGAGCGAGUGGCUGCAGGCCUGCUUCUCCCCCCAGCUGGAGCAGCACGGGGCCGGAGCCGGGGCCGGGGGGGCCAACGGGCUGGGAGACAAGCAGCAAGCCGUCGACGCCGGCCUCAAAGUCACCAUCCACUUUGACCAGUCCCAGGACACGGCCAGUCUGAAGGUGCCGUCGUCGACCACGCCCAAGGAGAUGGUGGAGCAGGCCCUGAGGAAGUGGCUGAGCACCCACGGGCCCGGCAUGGACCCCCAGGAGCAGCUGGACACGGACGAGGGCCAGUUUGUCCUGAGGGUCAGCGGCAAGCUGGAGUUCCUGUGUGGAGACCAUCCCCUGGUCAACUACAAGUACAUCCGCACGUGCGCCCAGACGAAGGAGUGCCCCCACCUAACCCUGGUGCACGUCAGCUCCGUCCAGGCCAUGUUCGACAAGGAGCUGUCCGCCAUAGGAGCCGUGGUCAACCGCAAGGGCUCCAACCCCCCCGUGCCCCUGCCCCCCAAGAAGAGGGCCGUCUCGCAGCUGCACACGUGUGUCUGGGACGUGCCUUCGCCCUUCAAGAUCGUCCUGCUCAAGGGCAGCAAGGUGAAUGCCGAGGAGACCGCCAAGGUCCAGGUGCGCGCCGGCCUGUUCCACGGCACCGAGUUGCUGUGCAAGCCGGCCGUGAGCAGCGAGAGCGGCGGGCGCUCGGAGCACGUGUGGAGCGGCACGCUGGAGUUCGACAUCGCCGUGAGCGACCUGCCGCGCAUGGCCCGCCUCUGCUUCGCCGUCUACGCCGUCAUGGACAAGGUCAAGAAGCAGAAGUCCACCAAGAACGCCCACCCCAACAAGUACCAGACCAUCCGCAAGGCCGGCAAAGUGCACUACCCCGUGGCCUGGGUCAACACCAUGGUGUUUGACUAUAAAGGACAGCUGAAGACGGGAGACAUCAUCCUGCACAGCUGGUCCUCAUUUCCUGAUGAACUUGAAGAGAUGCUGAACCCCAUAGGGACUAUCCAGACCAACCCCUAUACGGAAAACGCCACAGCGCUCCAUAUCAAUUUCCCAGAGUACUGUGCACACCCCAUUGUGUUCCCUCCCUUUGACAAGAUACUAGAGAAAGCUGCCGAUAUCGCCGGAUCCAGUGACUGCUCACCAAUGGGUCGCGGAGGGAAGAAGUUCCACAUCGAGCUGAAGGAGAUCAUGGAGCGCGACCCGCUGUCCCAGCUGUGCGAGAACGAGAAGGACCUGAUCUGGACCCUGCGCUACGACUGCAUGGAGAACUUCCCCCAGUCGCUGCCCAAGCUGCUGCUCUCAGUCAAGUGGAGCAAGCACGAGGACAUGGCUCAGCUGCAGGCCCUGCUCCAGAUCUGGCCCAAGCUGAGUCCUCGGGAUGCUCUGGAGUUGCUGGACUUCAACUAUCCUGACCAGUACGUCCGGGAGUACGCUGUGGCCUGCCUGAGAGAGAUGAGUGACGAGGAGCUGUCUCAGUACCUGCUCCAGCUGGUGCAGGUGUUGAGGUACGAGCCCUACUACGACUGUGCGCUCACACGCUUCCUGCUGGAGAGAGCCCAGGGCAACCGCAAGAUAGGACACUUCCUCUUCUGGCACCUCAGGUCAGAGAUCCACAUGCCGGCUGUGUGUGUGCAGUUUGCCCUCAUCCUGGAAGCCUACUGUCGAGGCAGCAUCCCUCACAUCGAGGUCCUGAAGAAGCAGGUGGAGGCCCUGAGCAAGCUGAAGUCCGUGAACGAGCUGAUCCGGCUGGGCACCCUCAAGAACGCGCGCAGCAAGACCAAGGAGGCCAUGCUGACCAAGGAGGCCAUGAUGACCUGCCUGAGGCAGAGUGGCUACACGGAGACGCUGUCCGACCUGCACUCCCCGCUCAACCCCAGCAUCCUGCUCUCCGGCAUCAACGUGGAGAAGUGUCGGUACAUGGACUCCAAGAUGAAGCCCCUGUGGAUCGUCUACAACAACAAGCUGCUGGGAGGAGACAGCCUGGGCAUCAUCUACAAGAACGGAGACGAUCUGAGACAAGACAUGUUGACUCUUCAGAUCCUGAGGUUGAUGGACCUUCUAUGGAAAGAAGCAAACCUGGACCUUAGAAUCGUGCCUUACGGUUGCCUGGCGACGGGGGACCGCUCCGGCCUCAUCGAGGUGGUGUCGUCGGCAGAUACCAUCGCCAACAUCCAGCUGACGAGCAGCAACGUGGCGGCGACGGCGGCGUUCAACAAGGACGCCCUGCUCAACUGGCUCAAGGAGAAGAACUCGGGGGACGCUCUGGAGCGAGCCAUUGAAGAGUUCACGCUGUCGUGUGCAGGCUACUGUGUAGCCACUUACGUCCUGGGCAUAGGAGACCGCCACAGUGACAACAUCAUGGUUCGCAGUACAGGCCAGCUCUUCCAUAUAGACUUUGGCCACAUCCUAGGGAACUUCAAGUCCAAGUUUGGGAUAAAGAGGGAGCGUGUUCCCUUCAUCCUCACCCAUGACUUCAUCCAUGUCAUCCAGCAGGGCAAAACGGGCAACACAGAGAAGUUUGGCAGUUUUCGUCAGUACUGUGAGGACGCCUACCUGAUCCUGAGGAGAAACGGGAACCUCUUCAUCACUCUUUUCGCCCUCAUGCUGACGGCCGGCCUGCCUGAGCUCACCUCGGUCAAAGACAUCCAGUACCUGAAGGACUCUCUGGCCCUGGGUAAGACAGACGAGGAGGCCCUCAAACAGUUCCGCCAGAAGUUUGACGAGGCUCUCCGAGAGAGCUGGACCACCAAGGUCAACUGGAUGGCCCAUAACGUCGUCAAGGACAACCGCUCUUAAAGCAGAGAUACCUUGGGGGGAGGGGGGGUGAUGUAAAGAGUGCCACGGUGCUGGAUGAACCCAGAGGGGGGGGAGUGGUUUUGUCCUUGGUAUGCCUGAGGACAAAGAGGACAUCAAGAAGGGAAUCUAGAGGAGGAUUGCGUAUGUGAUCUGAAAAUACACUCUGCAAACGCUGCACACAGAGAUACUGUACAACAUUCAUGCACACACACUUACACACAACUCCCCAUGGCAUGACAUUCUACUCCCUCCACCCCUCAUGGUCACCCGUCUGGCCCCUGCUACUGACCUGUCCACCAAUCCCAUUCCGCUCACUUGGUCACGUAUUAUAUCUCUGGAUUUGAGGUAAAGCUGAUCGCGAGCUUUGCACACACACACACACACACAGCACCCGUGGAACAGCCAGAACAGCCGGUGGAACCGUAGAACCAGGCCCCUCCCUCCCCUCAUCCCCUGCAAAUGGACCGCCCCCGUCCCUCAGUCCAGGGAAAAGGAUGGUCGGAUCCACGAGGAACUGAGAGAAUGGGUACGGGGAGGGGGCGGUCAUGAUUGGACCAAACCCAGGUCGACCAAUCCCAGGCCCCGUGACUGCUUGACUGACAGCACAGACAAAGAGGGGCUGUUGAGGACUGAAGAAGCCGCAUGUCUCACCCAUGUCUUAAAACGGCGCCAAAAUGUGCACACGCCCAGCAGAAGUGCUUCUUAUUGGACGUUCCCUCUCAUGCCUACUGUGGGAAGAUUGUAUUCCGUUUUUCUUUCGUUUCCUUUUCUUGGUUUGCCUUUUUUUUUUUAUGAUUGUAAUGUUUCAGAGAUGUAUGUGCCAGACUACUUUAUGACUGCGUUAAGAAAGAGAGAGUGAUCGUAAGAAGAGAUGGGAUGCUCAUUUAGAGGAAGAAGAAAGAUGAGUGAGCGAGAGCUUAGAGCUCAGUUCUGAGGCUAAAAGGCCAACUGGACAGUAACCACGUGAGCUUUUAUACAGUACAAGAGUGAUAGCAGGAGUGUUUUUAAAGUUAAACAAAAAAACAAUUGUGUUUGUUGAAAAUGUUUGUUUCACUUUUCGGGGUUCCAUUUCUCUAUCGGUUGGAUGCUGAAAAAACGGUUAACCAAACCACGCAGUCUCCAAAGCUUGCCUUGCUUAAAGUUUGUCAGACAUGACUUUGAGAGCACCAAACACCCACUCACACUAUGAAACAACUCACAGACUCAUGCAUAAAAAAAUGCCUUGUUGGACCAAAACAGUUAUUUGGUUUGUAUGUUUUUACUGUGUUUUAAUUCUGUUUCCGAAAUUGAAUGUCAAUGCAAAAAUAAUGUGCCGUUCUCAGUGUGAUUCCUUUGACGUUUUAAAGUCAGCAGGUGUGGCUGGAGUUUCUACAACGUGUGGGAGGGGGUUUGCAAGCAGAGGGCCUGACACUGCGAUUCUAAACUACUUCCUGGUUCUGACAGGAUGCUCCUACAGCAUCUGCAUUUGUGUUUUGUGCAAUAUUCGUACAUGAGUACAUAUGAUAGAUAUAUAUAUAUAUAUAUAUAUAUACAUAUAUAUAAGUAUGAUGAUCCCUGGGGCCCAAAGUCUAUAAUGUUGUCACUGUGGCUUUACUUGUGAUGCUGCUGUAUUUCGCACCGCUAGCCUUCAACAAGUCAACUCAGACACUGGAUUUUGUCAAAUGUACAGGCUUUUAUUGUUUCGCUGGUUUAGUUUUCAUAGGAGUUUUAUUAAAGUUAUUUUCCAUCGAACUGAA
Molecule: messenger RNA, 5551 nt
Organism: Hypomesus transpacificus
Lineage: Eukaryota; Metazoa; Chordata; Actinopteri; Osmeriformes; Osmeridae
Gene: pik3cb
Product: phosphatidylinositol-4,5-bisphosphate 3-kinase, catalytic subunit beta
Exons: 24
Coding region: 540-3815 (1091 amino acids)
Biological process (GO): phosphatidylinositol 3-kinase/protein kinase B signal transduction; cell migration; phosphatidylinositol-mediated signaling
Cellular component (GO): plasma membrane; cytoplasm; phosphatidylinositol 3-kinase complex
Molecular function (GO): 1-phosphatidylinositol-3-kinase activity; 1-phosphatidylinositol-4-phosphate 3-kinase activity
Source: RefSeq, a predicted model, not a curated record